UGUAUUCUUUUCAGCGCCUUCAUUUUAAAUUUAAAACUUAAAGUUUUCUGUUCAUUAUUUACAUGUCUGCUCCAGAUGUUUCAAAAAUCAUCACUCAAGUUAUUUGGAGAAGAAAAUGUUACAGGCUUUAAUAUCAAAACCUUUAUUAAAGCUUUGGAUCAUAUCUUGGGAGGCGGAAUUUCGUCAGGAAUUCUAACCGAAUUUUGUGGCGCGCCAGGUACUGGAAAAACUCAUAUGUGCUUACAGAUGUGCUUACAUGCUCAGUUAACGAAUAAAAAGGGAAGAGUUGGCAAAGCUAUUUUUAUUGAUACAAGUCAAGGUUUUAAUCCCCAUAUAAUAAGAGAAAUGGCGGCAUAUACCAGCGAAAAACUUAUGAGCGGAAUUGAUGGUGUAACAAUUACUGUUGAAGAGUUUCUCUCAAAUAUUGAAUAUUUGUUUUGUAAUACAAUAGAGGCAAUAAAGCAAGCUAUUAAUGUUAUCAAGGAAAAAGUUGAAAAAGGGGAAAAUAUCAAACUGAUAGUAGUUGAUUCAUUUACAUAUAUUUUUCGUAAUUUUAAUGGACCAAGUUACUUGCGAUUGAGAUUGGUUUAUGAAUUAUUGACUGAAUUACAAAUUUUAGCGGAUAAAAAUGAAUUAGCAGUAAUACUUACAAACCAGUUCUCAAGUAAAGUUACGGAUUGCAAUAAUUUAAUUUUAUAUCCGGCUUUAGGAGAAGCUUAUGCUCAUAAAAUAGGUCAAAGACUAAUAUUUGAAAAGGGAAUAAUUCAACGACGAAUUUUUUUGCAUAAAACAUUAUAUGGUUCAAGUGCAAUUAUACCUUUUCUGAUUAAUCAAAGUGGCGUGCGUAGUAUAAAUACUUACAAUUAAAAAUUUCUAUAAUUUUGUCAUCAUAAGGUGAAAAAUGUAAAUUUUAUAUUCUUAAUAAGCUUCUAACAUAUUUUUUUAAUAAAUUUUAUUGAAAUAACCUCUACAAAUUUUGAUAUAAUUUUCUGUUAUAGAAUUUCGUUAUUAAGUGUUUAAUUACUUUCUGUGUACGCCUAAUAUCUUGUAGGUGUUAAAGCGAUGUUAUUUUUAGUUCCUCUAGAAACGAAUUUUUUAUGCUUACUUUUAGCUUUUUUUUUAUCCUCAAACAAAAGGGCAGUAACUGGCAACAGCAAGUUAACGAGAAAUUAAGCAAAAGCGUGAUCAUAGCUAUUUGUACAACGGGGGCAACAGUGCACCGCGCCCACGUAUAAGGAUCUAUUGUGCGCUCCCACCCGAGUGUGGGCAUGCCUUACAACAUACACUCGAGACCCACCCUCCUAAUGAACUCAAGCAACUUGUGAGAACUAGAAGACCGUAACUCCGCCACAUGAAACUAUGUAUAAGUAUAUAAAAAGAAAUUUUUAGCAAAAAUUCAUUUUUUUAAGAUUUCUUAAAAAAUUCAAUCAGAAAUGCUUCCUUAAAGUGUUUUAGAUGUUCAAUUUUGCUUC
Messenger RNA from Condylostylus longicornis, 1472 nucleotides. Its product is annotated as DNA repair protein RAD51 homolog 3. Gene Ontology annotation, biological process: DNA repair; meiotic DNA recombinase assembly; reciprocal meiotic recombination. NCBI's taxonomy places the organism in Eukaryota, Metazoa, Arthropoda, Insecta, Diptera, Dolichopodidae. Bases 76 to 867 code for a protein of 263 amino acids. Gene Ontology annotation, cellular component: Rad51C-XRCC3 complex; Rad51B-Rad51C-Rad51D-XRCC2 complex; replication fork. Gene Ontology annotation, molecular function: ATP hydrolysis activity; ATP-dependent DNA damage sensor activity; ATP binding. The record is from RefSeq and is a predicted model, not a curated record. The transcript has 7 exons.